Molecule: messenger RNA, 561 nt
Organism: Penicillium chermesinum
Lineage: Eukaryota; Fungi; Ascomycota; Eurotiomycetes; Eurotiales; Aspergillaceae
Exons: 1
Coding region: 1-561 (186 amino acids)
Biological process (GO): peptidyl-proline hydroxylation to 4-hydroxy-L-proline
Cellular component (GO): endoplasmic reticulum
Molecular function (GO): procollagen-proline 4-dioxygenase activity; iron ion binding; L-ascorbic acid binding
Source: RefSeq, a predicted model, not a curated record
AUGUUAACUUACCAAGGCGAUUCCCUCUCGGACCCAGCCGUUCCCGACGAAAGAAAGACCUCCAGCUCUGCCUUCCUCUCAAAAAACGACCCUGUCGUUUCUUGCAUCGGCCGCCGGGCUCUCGACUUCCAUGGUGGAUCGCAACGAGUGCUGGGCGAUUACGGGAAUCCGCAGCUGGUGAAAUACGCACCAGGACAAAAGAAUGAUCUGCAUGUAGACUGGUGGCUUGAGCCUCAGAAUCGAGGAGGACGUCUGUACAAUAGGCGAACCACUAUUUUGGCAUACCUCGACGAUCGCUGUACUGAAGGAGAGACCUACUUCCCAUACAUCACGGGAAUGAAUGACUCCGCAGUCGAUCGGCACGGAAGCCAAGGCCAGCCUCGGUUCUGGACGAAUGGAGAUGGAACGGGUCUUUAUGUUGCACCUCGAAAAGGAAAUGCGGUUUUCUGGGUUAAUUUGAAGGCCAAUGGCCAGGGCGACGAGCGAACUCUUCACGCAGCUUUGCCGGUGGGCUCUGGAAGUAAAAUUGCCAUGAACUUCUGGCCCCCGCAGUAUUUUUAA